GAGAGCAGUAAGACUGGAGGACUGCUUGGUGCGGUGUACUGGAGUAUCCUGGUGUGUGUUGGGGUGUGUCUGUGUGCGCGUGUGUGUGCUGGAGUAUCCUGGUGUGUGUGUGUGUGCGUGUGUGUGUGUGUGCGUGGCGAGCUUUGGGGUGACGUGGUGUGUGUUCAGGAGUGUUUGAGUUUAAAUAAUGCUCUUAUACUGGCUACUGAUCGUCCUGACUAAAAGCCUGAGCUCAGUAUCUCUGAACGUGACGGUGACUCCUGGGCCAGUGCUGGUGUGUGUGGAGGGGGAGUCGGUGGAGCUGGGGUGUGUGGUGGGGGGUCGACGGGGGAAGAGCAGCGUGGUGGUGCUGCGCUGGGUGGUGCAGCCGCAUCUCCACGACGACGGUCAUCAUGCCACCGACCACGACGGCAACCACACCCGCGCUGAGGAAGAGGAGGAGUUCCUAUUGGUCAAGCUGAACGUCCGCGGGGCGGAGUUCUGGGGCAACUACACACAGCGCUCCGGAAGCCCCUCCGUCUACAAGCUUCGCCAUGACAACCCAGGCCACGCCUACAGCCUGUUGCUUAGCAACAUGACGCGAGCGCAGAGCGGGCGCUACAGCUGCCGAGUGCAGGAGGUCCGUAAACAACGGAACCGCUGGAGAGCCGUCGCUAACGGGACCGCAUACACACUGCUCAGAGUGCAUGAUGUGGCGGACACAAACAGAGUGGUCAGCAUCUGGCGUCUGUUUCAAGACCUGUACCUGUGUGCAGCUCUCCUGUGCUGUGUGGGCCUGGUCUCCAUGUUUCUAUUCGCCAUUGUCAUGUGCUGUCAGCAGAUCACACGGCCACCGCACUCCAAAGACAGCUACUCCCUGGUGAAGUGCCCGGACAGCAGCUCUGGGGAGACCGUAACGAGUGAGAUAAGUGCUGGCAGUACCGAGGGUAAAAGGGGGUACUCCUGGGGCAGUGACCCCUCUGCAAGGCCACACAGGAAACAGAAGAGACACAAACACCACCCUCCUGACCCCCUGGACGCACCCCCUCUGGUCCCUGCUAAAGCUCCCCGCAAACCACGCAGAACCAAACUUCUCAAGGCCCAGCCACGGAGAACAGCAGUGGUGGUGGAUGACAGUCUGACGUAUGCAGAGCUGGAGCUAGUGAAGGCCAAGCCUCUGCCCCAACCAGAGCCGACCGCAGACAGCUCAGGGACCGUCUACGCCCAGAUCCUCUUCCCCUGACCACCGUCUACUACACCCAUAUCCUCUACACCUGACCACCGUCUACUACACCCAGAUACUCUACACCUGAUGCCCAGAUACUCUACACCAUGAUCAGUCCAAGGCUUGACCAGGUGGAUCGAACACAGGAGUGUGUGUGUGUAUGUGGCUUUUGGCUUAGGACACUGCACACACACAAAAAUGAACCUACUUCUUUAUAAAUGAACUCUUUAUUUAUGAAUACAUGUUACCACUCUGUGUGUGUGUGUGUGUGUGUGUGUGUGUGUGUGUGUGUGUGAAGAAUAUUUUGUACCAGGUCUUGUAACAGACCCCCAUACUGACCAGCUGUGCUGUAAUAUUGAGCUUGAUUACUUAAUUGAUUGGAGGACAAAUGAAGCUCUUUAAGGAGGUUUCAACCCUGCGGUUGGAGACUGGACCACGAUUGACCGCGAAGGGUCGCGAUGGACCGCGAUGGAUCGCGCUGGACUGCGCUGGCGACGCCUCAUUAACCAGACUUGCUUCUCUGCUUCUGCACAACUCAUCUGGUGCCGUUCUGGCCCUGAUGCGGCCCCGACUCAGCCCUGAUGACUCUCUGAUGAUCAUGCUAGACUGAGGGUGUGUGUGGGUGUGUGUGUGUGUGUG
This is a messenger RNA of Alosa alosa (allis shad), 1843 nucleotides long. It is a transcript of the gene vstm4a, whose product is annotated as V-set and transmembrane domain containing 4a. Lineage: Eukaryota; Metazoa; Chordata; Actinopteri; Clupeiformes; Clupeidae. Bases 188 to 1222 code for a protein of 344 amino acids. The transcript is spliced from 9 exons. The record is from RefSeq and is a predicted model, not a curated record.